AUGAACAUAGAGGAAAGAAGGGUUGUUGCAGAGCCCACUGAAGUACUAGAAGACAUCCCUCUAGAAGAGGAUAAUCUCAAGAAGUUUACCAGAAUUGGAACAAGUAUGGAAGAGAAGACGAAGCAAGACCUCGUCCAAUUCUUAAGGAAGAGUAUUGAUAUUUUUGCAUGGAGUCAUGAAGAUAUGCCAAUAAUUGACCCAAGUAUUAUUACUCAUCGAUUGAAUGUGUAUCCAUUUUCCAAGCCUGUUCGUCAUAAAAAGAAGGUUUUUGCUCCUGAGCGGGAUAAUGCUAUCAAGGAAGAGGUCCAAAAGUUAAUCACAACAAAAUUUAUUCAAGAAAUCUAUUACCCAAAUUGUUAUCCAUUGCCACGCAUUGACCAAUUGGUAGACUCAAUAACAGGUCAUCAGUUGCUAAGUUUCAUGGACGCAUUCUCAAGUUAUAACCAGAUAAAGAUGGAUAAGGCAGAUCAAGAGAAUACAUCCUUCAUUACUAGUCAAGGACAAAAUGUAGAAGUUUAUAUGGACGAUAUGUUGACGAAAAGCUUAGACGAGAAGAAACAUCUAGACAACCUACAGGAGACCUUUGACACACUUAGACAAUACAAUAUGAAGCUGAAUCCAAGUAAGUGUGCCUUUGGGGUUUCGUCACAUAAAGGAAUUAAAGCGAAUCCUAACAAGAUCCAAGCCAUUCUAAACAUGGAACCACCAAAGAAUGUCAAGGAAGUCCAGUCCCUCACUAGACGAGUUGCAGCUCUAAACAAGUUUGUUUCAAAAGUUACAGAUAAAUGUUUGCCUUUUUUUAAAGUUCUCAGGAAUGCAUUCGAAUGGAAGAAUGAGUGCCAAAAGGCCUUCCAGGAUUUUAAAGUUUAUCUUACCAUGGCUCCCCUGCUAAGUCCAUCCAUACCAGUUGAAUAUGAAGCCCUUCUUAAAGGACUGGAAUUGGCUAAGUUCUUAGGGGCUGAGUCAGCAGUCAUCCAAGGAGACUCUCAGUUGAUCAUAGGCCAAGUGAAUGGAACAUGUGAAGUGAAAGAAGAACGGAUGAAGAAAUACCUCAAUAGGGUGAAACGCCUUAUUAAGAGGUCUAAGGAAGCCAAUUUCUUUCAAAUCCCAAGGGAGGAAAAUAUGGAAGCAGACGCCUUAGCAAAUGUAGCAUCUACGGAUGGAUUGGUGGAUGAACUUGAUGAAGUUCAAUACAUGUCUACCAUAGAUCUUCCAGAGGUGCAGCAAAUAGAAGGUGAAGGGAAUUGGAUGACCCCGAUAAUAGCUUACCUCAGGGAUGGAAGGCUUCCAGAAGAAAAAGACGAGGUUAGAAAGCUAAGGAUCAUAUCAACUAAGUAUGUUCUUAUAGACGAAGUGCUAUACAAACGAGACUUUUCUUAG
This is a messenger RNA of Quercus lobata, 1380 nucleotides long. RefSeq lists its product as uncharacterized. The record is from RefSeq and is a predicted model, not a curated record. The transcript is spliced from 4 exons. NCBI's taxonomy places the organism in Eukaryota, Viridiplantae, Streptophyta, Magnoliopsida, Fagales, Fagaceae. The coding region runs from base 1 to 1380 and encodes 459 amino acids. Gene Ontology annotation, molecular function: nucleic acid binding; RNA-DNA hybrid ribonuclease activity.